AUGAUUCGGGAACAAAAAUCACUCACAGCCACUCGGCGGGAUCUUCCACCCUCCAAGAGGCAAGAAAACAAUAAUCCCAGUGCCUAUAAGAAUCAUGUUGCCCUCAGUCAAGACCAUAAAAAUACGAUGAGUGCCAGUCACGCCCAAUUCACGUCUAAUCCGUUCGGCGAAUAUAAAGAUGAUGAUACUACUAGUGAAUCUACAGAAUUUUUGCCCUCGCCAAGCUUUGAUGUUCUUCAGAGUAGCAUUGCGUCUGCGUCUAAAAACUUCACCAUAUCUCAUCAGAGAAAAGAGCAUUUAAAUCCCGUCCACAAAAACACUGGGUGCAAAAAAUUAGGAGAAGCUUCAGAGAUGGUGAUGCUAGAGGUACAGCAAAAUUCGACUGUAUCUCAAAGAUCUUCUCGCUCAAAAACGACCAAACCAUCAUCGAACUUUCGGCGACCAGAUUCGCCUGUUCAGCAAGGAAUUUCAGUAGCUGUAAUACCAAAAGAUCUUGGGCCAAACGAAACUUCUACUGUCCCUUUCGCCUCGCGUAACAGACGUCAAAGCCAACAUAUCACUACAGCUGCAAGUUUGAACUCCACUGUGAAGCCUCGUAAAUCUUCGAAUGGAACUGGUGCCCCAGAACUAGAUCUGACCAAGUCUCUACGAAGGAGACGUCCUAGUAGAAAUUCAAAUCCCAAAGAUCAGUCGGACCCUAUUAGUGUGUCAUCAAACAUGACCGAUGGCGCACAGAUGAACGACGCUACCCGUAGUAUGACGGCUAUUAGAGUUGACAGGAUAAGAUCACUUCAGCCCCUAUCAAAGAAUAGGCAAUCCAAUUUGCCCGGUUCUGAGAAUUCUGAAAGCCACCGUGUUUCGCUUAUAUCCACAAAGCCCCACUGCCGACCCACUGAAAAAGUAUCCUCAGUGCCUUCACGAAAGCGUUUAUCUGUAAUUCCAGGUAUGCUGUCACAGUCACAUUUGACUGGGCUCGGAGCAAGGACCAUAAGCCCAACUGACGCUAGAAGAGCUAAAAGACUUUCAUGUCUUCAAGGUCCAUUGUCAUCAAACACUCCUCCAACUCCACAAUCCGACUCGGGUACAACUAAGAGAUACUCCAAAUCACCAUCUAUGCUGCCAACUAAAGCGUACACGCCUUCUUCUCCUCGUGCAUCUCCUGAAAUCAACAGGAAAUCCUACAGUUCCGGCCAAUCCAAUACAUCUGCAAACAGUUACAAUGCAUCUAGAGAGUCUGCGAUUUCUUUGCAAACUCGCUCAUCUCAGUUGUCUUUUUCGUCUCGAUUGCCAACUCCAAAACCCCGAAACUCGCAAAAUUCUCUAGGGAAUGAACAGGAGGACGAAGAAAUCGUUCCACCUGUCCCUGCAAUUCCAAAGGCAUAUGAAUCACCAAAAUCGUAUACACUUGACCUCCCACAGUACACAAAGAGAAAAUCUAGUUUACCCUUUGAGUCAGGUUUGAUGAGUAGUACUUCUGAGAAUCCAACAGGACGAGCGUCUUUAAGGGAUCUACCGAAAGGGUUCAAAGAGAAAAAUGCGAGGAGAUCUAGGCUUCCUGACUUUCAGUCUAGCUCUGAUUUUAGCCCUGUUCUCAAGAAGACGCUUCAACCGCUUAGACUACCUCCAUUCAACCUUCGUCCCCUGAGCACUGCAACGACGAUAAAAUUUGAGGCUUCUGAUGGGCCAGUUAUUGAGGAAGAAAAGAAAAAUAAAGCAUUAAAGCGGUUGCCAGCCACUCCGAGCAGUCCAAUGACGGCCUCCAAGGCAUCUUUUCCAAGGAAUAAAGAUAUAGACGAAAAGUCUUCAAAAGUCAAAAACCAGUCUCGAAGCAACAGUGCAGCCCAUUUCAUUCGCUCAGUACCUAAGGCAAGCCUAUCUGAUCCUUCACGGACUAAAGAACAGCAACUAGAACCGACUAGAACCACAUCACCAUCAAUAGCCUCGUCCACGCUUGUGCAAACUGAAAUUCCAGCCCUACCACUACACUUAAAGCUCACCGAAGAUGCCAAGAUUUCCAAAAGGAUAGAAAAGCAGCCCCUAUCUCAGAAGUUCCAUAGUCCUCGUGUCCUUAACUUGAGUGUCAAGGCCAAUGUAAGGGAGACUCCACCUGUGUCUAUUUCAAGUUCGGAAGAACCUCAAACACCCUUAUCAGCUUCAUUGAGAAGAAGAAUAAGCCGAGGAUGGAAAAGAAAUAACUCGAAAAGUAGCAUCAGUCACGCUAUCGGUGAACGUGAAUUAGAGAAAUCUUUUAAGCUUCCAGACCACAAAAACACAUCGCCGCCCCGUUUACCUACCUCAAGCACAGUAACUAACCUCAGUAGUGGAAAGGUCCCAAGUCCAAGUCUCUCUGUCAAGUCUACAACAUACCUUGAUUUUAAACGGAGAAAAAGUUCUGUAUCUAGCAUGAGUAUGUUUGGUGGUAAUGGUGGCUACCAUGAUCGAACGAGGAGUGAUAGCUGGGACACCAAAAAUGCCGCAAAUAAGAACUCGAAACCCAAAGCUGACCGUUUAGCUCAGUCAGUUCGCACGACCUCGGUGAUGCAGAAAAUGCUCAGCCAUAAGAGUUCAAAUAACUCAGCGCGAGUGGUUGAUCAGUGGACUGUAGAUCUCGAUAGAGAUGAUCUCAUUGCCGAAGAUGAAAUUAAAAGACUCGCUAUGAAGAGAAAAGACACUGAAAGUGCUGCGCGUCACCUUAAUGCUCUUCGAAAGCGAGCCAUCGCCAAGGAGUCAAUUACUCCUCAGGAAGCAAUCAAACAUGCCUGUUUGAAUAUUUUUGAACGGGGAGAAGUCAUGGACUACAAGGAGGUCUAUUUCUGUGGUACACCCGACGCAAAUAAGCAUGUCGGUGAACUAUCCGUAAAUACUGUGAACUUUGGAUAUGAUGACGAGCGAGGUGACUACAGUAUUAUACCUGGUGAUCAUCUUUCGUAUCGAUACGAAAUUAUCGACCUACUUGGAAAGGGAAGUUUUGGCCAAGUUGUCAGGUGUAUUGAUCACAAAACUGGUGUUCUUGUUGCGGUGAAAAUAAUCAGAAACAAAAAGAGAUUUCAUCAGCAGGCUCUAGUUGAAGUUAAUAUUCUACAAAAAAUUCGAGAAUGGGAUUCCAAUUGUGAAUUCAGUAUGGUAACUUUCACUCAGAGCUUUUACUUUAGAGGACAUCUAUGCAUAUCUACUGAACUUCUCGACAUGAACCUGUAUGAGCUCAUAAAGUCAAAUUCAUUCCGUGGUUUUUCACUAAAAAUCGUUCGUCGUUUCACGAAGCAGAUUCUAAAUAGUCUGCUGUUACUUCAAAAGCAUAAGGUCAUUCAUUGUGAUCUCAAACCUGAAAAUGUUCUACUCGCACAUCCUUUGCACUCAGAAAUUAAAGUCAUCGACUUUGGCUCUAGUUGCUUCGAAAACGAAAAAGUCUACACUUACAUACAGUCUCGAUUUUAUCGGUCUCCGGAGGUAAUUCUUGGCAUGACUUAUGGAAUGCCAAUAGACAUGUGGAGUCUGGGCUGUAUAAUGGCAGAACUUUACAGUGGUGUGCCUAUAUUUCCUGGAGAAAAUGAACAAGAGCAGCUUGCUUACAUCAUGGAGGUCUUUGGUCCUCCUGAUAAACAUUUGAUUGAGAAAUCCACUCGUCGGAAGCUAUUCUUUGACUCACUCGGCAAACCACGCCUUACCGUCUCAUCAAAAGGUCGAAGACGUCGUCCUUCGUCAAAAACUCUCCAACAAGUACUAAAGUGCGACGAUCACAUAUUUUUAGACUUUUUGUCGGAAUGUCUAAAGUGGGAUCCCGAAUCUCGUAUGAAGCCAAAUGAUGCUAUACAACAUUUGUUUAUAACCGGUCCAAAACCCUUUCCGACAGCUAAUCCCACUCGUAUUAGUAUGUCAAAAAAUGAGAUGUCAGUCAAAAGACACAACACAGUUGCAGCCGCUACAUCUAACCGGCCACUUCCUGAAACUCCAACGACCAAUUCCAAAAACAGAAUAACCAAUAGAGAUCAAGAUAUCUCUGGCUCAUCAAAGUCCAAUAUUGUGGCAAAUAGUCAUGGACUUAGGAACCAGUCUCUGGUAAAUGGAAGUAGUUUACCCAGAGCUUCCAGAAAUACAAGUGGAAAGAUUGAAUCUCCCAACAGUAAUUCCGGUAAUAUUAUUCGAGAAUAA
Messenger RNA from Blumeria graminis f. sp. triticale, 4149 nucleotides. The record is from the annotation of a GenBank genome assembly. NCBI's taxonomy places the organism in Eukaryota, Fungi, Ascomycota, Leotiomycetes, Helotiales, Erysiphaceae.